Acipenser ruthenus (sterlet) is the source of this 2358-nucleotide messenger RNA. Its product is annotated as adhesion G-protein coupled receptor G5-like. Gene Ontology annotation, cellular component: membrane. Gene Ontology annotation, molecular function: G protein-coupled receptor activity. Gene Ontology annotation, biological process: cell surface receptor signaling pathway; adenylate cyclase-activating G protein-coupled receptor signaling pathway. The record is from RefSeq and is a predicted model, not a curated record. The coding region runs from base 73 to 2052 and encodes 659 amino acids. Lineage: Eukaryota; Metazoa; Chordata; Actinopteri; Acipenseriformes; Acipenseridae. The transcript has 12 exons.
UUGACCAGCUCAAACAAUCAGACUGAGAUAUCUACUUCUACACAGAGUCCAUCCAUUACUAAAAAUGUCACAAUGCUGCACCAUGACAUCACAGUCUGCUGGAUGAAUCCAACUAAAUUCCAGCCUCAUUCCUGCAACAUCUCAGUCUUUAAUGGGAACACAUCAACAUGUUUUCAUCUCCCAGAAACCGUAUCAAACAAUCUCUGUAACAUUACCAAGUGUCAGGGAAUCACAAAAGGCAGUUGUAUAACAAUCCCUUUUUUAAGGCUGCGUGGUGCAGUCUUUAUUCAUGCAUGUACCCCAGAAGAUAUGACCGAAACCAAUAAAACAAGUGUUGCAACACCAAAACCGAGAACUCUGGAGCCUACUACUCCACUGAAGCCUACUACUCCCAGUAGAACUACUCCUACAAAACCAUCCAGUAAGCCUUCAACUGAGCCCCCCUCGACGACUGGAGCUCAAGUACACCCCUGUCCUUGUCAUGAAGAGAUUGAGAAUUUGACAGUCACUCUGAAGAGUCCCCAGGAUGCUAAGAAUUUGGAACAUCUUCUAAAGAUAUACAACACAUGUGGAAACAAAUUAGAUGUGUGUGAUCUCUGUUACUUGGGAUCUCUUGAUCAAAGGCUUCUUUUUGAGUUAAUUCAAAGGACAGAUUUCCCAGGAAACAAGCAAACUGUUAUUACUAAGGAUCAAUUCCUACAAGUGAACAAAGUCAAUAACAGUGACCUGAAGGACAUGCAACUUAACAUCCACCACAAAAAUAUUAAGGGAAACAUUACAAUCGAACUACCUCAGGAAGCUUUGGAAAAGGCAGUGCAGCAAAACAACCAUCUGAAAGCGGCCUUUUCAGUGUUGAUAAAUAACACUCAAUUUAGCGAGAGUCAGCUUCUACAGGGUCUGAUAAUCGUGAUUGACUUGGGAAACGCAAGCAUUUCCAAUCUCCAGAACCCUCUGAACAUCACCUUCCAACCCCAAGAGGCGCUACAGGAUAAUGGAACAUGUUCUUUUUGGAACUCAGGAAAAAAUGGUAGCGGAAUAUGGGAUAACUCUGGAUUACAAACAGAUACUGUAAAUGAACAAAUUGUCUGUAAAUCCACACACCUGACGUUCUUCGCAGUGCUACUGCAAAAUAAAGUUCCUAGUCUGAAUGCGGAAGCUUUAGAUGCCCUGAAGUACAUCUCUUACGUUGGCUGUGGGAUUUCUGCUGUUUUCAGUGCAAUGACAAUACUUAGCUUUUUUAAAUUGAAGAAGGUUAACAUUGACAACUCCAUUGUAAUCCAUGUGAAUCUCAGCGCAUCUCUGCUCCUCUUAUACUUUUUCUUCCUUGUCAAUGACAAGCUGUCCUCCCUGAGGAACAUGACUCUGUGUAAAACCAUUGCAGGCUGCAUGCAUUACUCCCUCCUCAGCAGCUUCAACUGGAUGGGGGUCGAAGCCUUUCAUAUGUACAUAAUGAUUAUCAAGGUCUACAACACCUAUGUGAGGCGCUACCUGCUAAAGCUGAGCUUGGUCGGCUGGGGGCUUCCAGUUCUGGUUAUCAUCAUCUUUGCUUCUGUAGAUCAGUACGAUAAACAGGAUAUCAUUACUACUGGGAACAAAACCUAUGGAGAAUUCUGCUGGCUGAAGGCCAAUGAUGUUUACCUGGUAAACCUGAGCUACUUCGCAGUGACAUUCCUGUUUUCAGCAGUUGUGCUGGCCCUGAUCUGCUGGAGAAUGUACUCUUUGAGGAGAUUGCAGCCUGGAGUGCAGGGAAGAUGCUUGGGUUGCAGGGAUAUCGUCAACAUUCUGGGGCUGACCUGCCUGCUGGGCACCUCCUGGGGGUUUACCUUCUGGGGCUAUGGACCCAUGUCACUUCCUGUCUUCAUAGUCUUCAGUGUAUUGAACUCCUUGCAAGGAUUAUUUAUCUUCCUGCUGGUCUUAUUAAAUCUUUUGAGAGAAAAAAGACAACACAAGAUGAUCCCCACUAGAAGCACAAACAUUGAACUGCAGCCCCGAGCUACACAGCAAUACAAAUUAAACAGGGAGAGCAGUGGGGUGCACUUCUUUAGAAUGUGAGUUCUUCUGAUUGCUCUGGGGAGUUCAGUUAGAUUUGAAAGUUUUACUAGGCAUGUUUUCAUUUUACAUUUUACAAAUCCACAUAUUUAGCAUUUGUAUUUAGGUUGUGCUCACAGCUUAAAGUAUAACCACAUGUUAUGGAAGCAAUCUGAAUUUACUGAAAUAAGCCAAUUCCACUGGAAGAGAAGACUUGUUUUUUGAGUAGCUUUGCACAUACUGUAAAAUGUGUAACUUUUGCAAAUGUUCAUUUUUGUGGGCUUAAAUUAGUUUAGAAAAAAAAAUGUUUUGGCUAUAGUGCUAUACAAG